This is a messenger RNA of Stegodyphus dumicola, 4694 nucleotides long. Its product is annotated as cytochrome P450 18a1-like. NCBI's taxonomy places the organism in Eukaryota, Metazoa, Arthropoda, Arachnida, Araneae, Eresidae. The record is from RefSeq and is a predicted model, not a curated record.
AUGGGUGAAUAUGGAAACGAAGUUGCAGAUACUCUCGCCAAGGAGGCCGCUUUUGGAAUUGCUGCUGAACAAAUUCACAUACCUUGGCCGCAUUCACAUUUGAAAUCUGCAUUACGUCUCAAAGCAAUCAUUUAUCCUAAUAGUGCAAAUGCAGAUGUCGUCGUUAGUGGAUAUGAUAUUCCGAAGGGAUCUGUGGUCGUUUCUAAUUUAUGGGAGGUUCAUAAUGAUCCUGAAUACUGGAAAGAUCCUGAGAAGUUCCUUCCAGAGAGAUUCCUUGUUGAAGAAGAUGGGAAAUUAACGACGAUUAAACCUGAUGGAUUUAUUCCAUUCUCCAUUGGUAGACGUAACUGCCCUGGGGAACAGGUUGCUAUGAUUGAAAUUUUGCACUACUUUGUGACGAUCAUGCAAAACUUCCAACUGUUGCCAGAAUUCGAUGGAAAACUACCGGAUUUAAGUGGAAACCUAGGAAUUACCUAUCAGUGCAAACCACAGAAAUUACGUUUCGUUCCAAGAGACUAGACGAUACGAAAGAUGAUUCCAUUAUUUUCAUUAUUAUGUCAAUCAUCCUUAUUUUUACUGUCUGUUUUCUGUAAAUAAUCUUUAUAAAAAGUCACAGAAGAAUGAUAAAUAUUCCAUAUAGAACUUAGAAUACCAUUCACUUUUUGAUUAUCUUCUUCUUACUAACUCCUCUGAUCUGAAUCAGAUCAGAUCCACAGUUCAGUCGCCAUCAUAACUUCCGUCACAAAAUUAGGUAUCCUCAGCAGGUUUUCACGCACCAAGGCAACACAACUAAAUAGACGUCUCGCAGUAGCUUCAUGGUUUUUACAUUUGGCUCAAGUGAGAAAGGUUUUAGUACCACGAGAAUAUCUGAGAGUCCUUAAAUUGUCUUGAAGUCAACAAAGCCUGCCACCCUUGAAACCAAUACGUUUUUAUUAUAUAUUUAUCAGUCAUCGUUCAAUCAAAUCUCUGAUAUUUGCAAGUAAAAAUCUUCGUAUUUGAAACUCAAUUUUGAAACAUUUUUUAAGGCUUUCUAAUUCCUUUCUUAAAAAAUAAGUUUUGGAAAAAGUUCACAGCUUUAUAUUUUCAAUAUAACCAAAUGAUUAUGUUACAUCUGAGUUUUAAUGUAGUGCAUUAAAAUUUUUAAAGUAAAUUUAACGACCUAUUAUUAAUCCUAUUACAGAUAAAAGAUUAAACUGCAGUUGAUUCAAACUAGCCUAGAGUGCUUCAAGUAUGGCAGACCAAUUUUGGUCCUAGCUCCUACUACAAUCCCAGAAUACUACAAUGAACGGAAUAAUUAUUAUAGUGUGGGGUUUUAUUUAAUUUUAUGAAUAGUACAUUUAUUUUAUUUCGGAAGCAACCUUUCCUACAAACACUCGUUUUCAACCCACGCUUUCUAUCCAGACUGUAAAUGUAAGAUUCUAGCUAAUUUAAAAUUACUUGAAAGGCUAGAUCAAGAUUAAUCAUUCGUUAAAAUCGUAGCUUCACAGUUAUAAUUUUUGAUUUCAAACCUUUAUUUCCCCUUUCAUAACUCUUAUUUAACUUUUCAUUAAUGUGUUUCAUGAUAUUAUUUUCAGCCCCUUGUAAUGGGAUGAUUUAUCAUUUGAUGUCUCAUAUAAACCUAAUCCAUUAAUAGAAUGCAUUAAGCCAUAAUAUAACUAUCCAAAAAUUAUAUAAGUAUGAAAUACUGAUUCUAUCUCUGUUUAAAUAUUAAAUACUUAAAAUCGUUAAUCCGUUUGCUAUGAUUUGGAUGUCAGUUGAACUACCAGCAAACAUAUCCACUUUAUCAAUGGCGAGCAAAUAAAUCUUUCAUUACAUUUAAUUUGUGUUGUUUCAAGAAUUUUAGUCAUUACUGACUAUUUCUGUAACUUAAUUUCUAUUUUAAUAAAAAUUUUAAUAAAGAAAAGCUUCUUUUAAAUUUUUUUUUAUUUAAGAUUUUUUUUACUUCGUAUUAUAGUUACUUUAAUAAAAUAGCAUUUAUUUACUACAUAAUAGAAUAGUUUGUUCUGAUUCUUCCAUAAGAAAAUUCGAAAUUUUAAACAUUUUUGUUUCUUUGAUAAUAAAUCAUUAAUUUUUCUUAUACAUUACAAUAAUAGCUCCAAAAAGAAAACAUACGUCUUUUCACAUUCCAGGCUUAAUAAAAAAUUAAAGUAAUAAAUGAAUUCGUUUAAUUAGUCUAGUACCAACAGUAAAUAUUCCAGGAAUAAUCAGAAAUACUUCUGAUGAAAAUUAAAUAUGCGUAUAACAGAACAAAAACUUAUAAUAUAUAUUUUGCUCCAAUGUGAAUAUUAUAACGAGGAAUGAAUCAAGGCAAACUUUGUAUAGUUAGUAUAACUUUUUUCCCUCCAAAUGUCGGGCACUUGCCUAUAACGGCAUUGGCCACUAGUAAAGCCGGAAGUGGUGGCCAUUUUAUUGUGGAGGCACCUAAUAGGCGGCCACCGUUACCUCCUAUGAAGAGACAGACAAUUUUUACAUCCAAAUGCCUUCCCCGAGAUUCGAACUUGGACCAUUCGGUAUUACAGUCAGGCUUCCCUAACCACUAUACAGUGUGGGCGGCUAGUUAGUAUAACUUUAUACAAGAAAAAUAGAUAAAGAGACUGAUAAUAGUUAAUAUAAUUUUAUACAGAAAAAAUAGAUAAAGAGACUGAUAACUGUAUAUAUAACUUUAAACAAGAAAAAUAGAUAAGGAAACAGACAAUAGUUAAUAUAACUGUAUGCAGUAAAAACAGAAUAGUUAGUAUAACUUUAAAUAAGAAAAAAACGAAUAGUUCAUAUAACUUAGAAAUAAUAAGAAAAAAAGAAUAGUUAAUAUAACUUUAUAUCAGAAAACUAGAUAAAUAUACUAAUAAAAAUUAAUGUAACCUUAUGCAGAAAAAAUAGAUAAAGGGACGGGUAAUACUUAAUAUAAUUUUAUACAGGAAAAAUAGAUAAAGAGACUGAUAAUGAUUAAUAUAUCUUGAUACAGGAAAAAUAGAUAAAGAGAUUGAUCUCAGUUAAUAUAACAUUAUGCAAGAAAGAUGGAUAAAGAGACUGAUAAUAAUUAAUGUAACUUUAUGCAGAAAAAACAGAAUAGUUAAUAUGACUUUAUACAGAAAAAAAUAGAUAAAGAGACUGACAGAAGUUAAUAUAACUUUAUGCAGAAAAAAAGAUAAAGAGACUGAUAACAAUUAAUAUAAAUUUAUACAGGGAAAAUAGAUAAAGUCACUGAUAAUAGGUAAUAUAUCUUUAUAUAGGAAAAAUAGAUAAGAAUACUGAUAACAGUUAAUGUAAUGUUUCAAAUAAUGUUAAAUAAUAUCAAAUAAUGUUAAAUAAUUUAUUUAAAUAAUGUUAAUUAAUAAUUAUGUUUCAAUUAAAGUUUUCUUUAAAUAAAUGUAUAAUUUUCCAUAGUUUAUUUGGUGCUGCUAAUUGCAAACCUGAGGGAAUGAGACGCUUGCCUCUUCCUUUGUAUAGCCUUUGCAGUUCAUGUUGUGUACAACCAGUGGAUUGUUGUAGUGUUGCUGGCGAUGUCAGUUCUCAGUUAACUUAUAGCUUCAUAGUCUAUUCAUCAAACUAAAAUUUUGAAACAAAAGCCGACUGCUUGCAAUCUUAAUACAAUUAUUAGUGUAUACACACUUCAUAGAAACAAAGAUAGAAUUAUUAGUGUAGAAUAUUACAAUAACAAUUAUUAGUAUAUACACACUUCGCUUAGUUCACUUAAUACAAUUAUUAGUGUAUACACACUUCAUAGAAACAAAGGUAAAGCUAGAAUUAUUAGUGUACAAUAACAAUACAAUUAUUAGUGUAUACACACUUCACUAAUACACUUUAUACAAUUAUUAGUAUAUACACACUUCAUAGAGACAAAGGUAAAGAGUCUGCCCUCUCAGUGUAAGGUCAGACUGAAAUUCUAGCAACGUAUGGUACUAAAAAGCAAAGGUCUUCCACCCUUGAUUUCUCAGUUUUCUCAGAAAAAUAUAUAUGAAUGAACUCAUUGCGAUGUAUGUACGUAAUAUUAAAAGGAUUUUACACACGUAAUAGUAAAAGAUACGUACACGUAAUAGUUAUCUUUCACGUAAUAGUAAAAAGAUCAGCUGCUAAUAUUCUGAAGAGCAUUUUUUAAAUGCUAAAUGGGGCACAUUUGAUUGUCAAUGCUGAACUUUCUGACGAAUUUGAUAAUUUUUCAGUUUUCUGGCGAAAUUUUUAAAAUUUUCUGAAACCUCCAAACAGAGUUAGAUUUGUAAAUUUUCAGUUUCUUAUUCACAUCUAUCUUUAACAUUAUGCACUAUCUUGUGUACUGUUUAUUUUUCAAAAUUUUCAGUGUUUUAUUGAAAACGUUUCUUUGGUACUUAUCAGUGAGCUUUAAAAGAAUUGGGGGAAAAGAAUGCAUAGGAUUCCACACUUUCAAAAAGAAAAUUAACAGAUCAGUUGAGCUAAAGCUAACAGAGCUGGAGGUCUGUAAUUAUAAUUAAAAUAUCUUUAUACACUCUAAUCGAAUGGAAAUGCUUUCGAUAAAUGCCUUGUUGAUGUGUGCUAUUAUAUGUCAAUUUUAAUUCACGUUUAAUUCCAUAUCUUGUUGAUUUGUGCUGUUAUAUAUCAAUUUUUAUUCAUGUUUAACCCUAUUAAGGAAAAAAAAUAUGAUAUCCGAAGCUAUUUGAUGUCAAACAAAGUGUAAUGUGAAACAUAUGCAAUAUGAAUAAAAUGAAAUAUUUCUUAACAAA